AUGGUCACCAGUGUGAUGGAGUCCUGUAGAGACCACGAGGCUCGCGUUGCUGGCUUUAUCCUAGAAGAUGAAAGAACCUGGCAAGACGUUGCACAUGACUCGAACCUGUCCAUCGUGCGUUGUAAGGAAGAAACGAUUACUAUCACGCGCACGGUCGGAACGGUGGAGGUGGGGUUCCGCCAGUUUGUAGACUUCUUUUCGUCCGAGACAUCUGAGCAGCUAUUCGCGUGCAACCAGUUUUUCCUUGGUUGUGCAGUUGAUGCUGCUGUGCUCUGCAAUCUUGACUUGGAAAAGUCAGACAAGCAGGCGAUUCUUGGUAUCAAAUGGACGUGUAUGCAGCCUUCAAAGCUCAUGCGCAAGCGUGACGAGUGUUUCCUCGAGUACGUUGUGUUCAGAAAGGACGAUCAGGGUCGUGACGCCGCAGUGAUAGUUCGUUUGCCCGUAAAGAUUCCAGAGUGCCCACCACUGCCUAACGAGCUGAAGACCAAACGCGAGAUAAUCACUAGCGUCACUCUUGUGCGCGCGUCAGACUCGAACCCGAAUGCGAGUCAGGUAUUCAUGCUGAGCCAGUGCGAUCACAAAGGGCUUACAGCCUCUACAAAAUACUGCAAAAAGCUGCUGCAAGCAUUGAAGAAUGUCUCUCUUUCCGCUGAUGCCAAAUGCAUUGCCACUGCUAUUUGCACGCCUGGAUUUGUGGAGAAGUCGCGAGUUGGGAGCGACCUGUUCGCAAUAGGAGAUUCCAUUAAACCUUGGGUGUCCAGCACAGGUGUUCAACAAAACUGCACAAGUUGCUCCAGGCCCUUCCGUAAUGGACAUAGACGACGUCCUUGCCAGAUGUGUGGCGACAUGUAUUGCUCAAAAUGCCUUGUUCGACGAGCUGGCAUUCGACAGCCAAAAAAUGCAUUCAAUAAUUCUGUUGCGAUAGCUAACCAACGGACAUUCCGUGUGGCGCUGUCACUAUUUUGCAAGACGUGUGUUAACUACUCCCGUGAGGAGAACGCGGAAGCUGUUCAGGACCACCUCGAUGCUACUCGUCGGUCUUUGGCUUUGUCACAGUCAUCUUCGGUGCACCGCCAUUCGUCUAUGGGAUCUUCCAUGCAACCAGCAGGCUCUACUCCGGCGUCGCUAUCGACGCGAGGCUCCCAAUCUCAACAAAGUGACGCCUCUCGCUGGUGGUCUGACAACGAGUCUGACACGUGCAGUUGGAAGUCAGAUUCUGGCCGAUUCAGCUCUAUGUCGCGCAACUACAGUGUCGCUCCCACUGCACGUUCAUCAUUUAGUUCUGAUUACUCACUGGGCAGGAACUCCUUCUUAACCGUGCAGUCUCUGGUAAAUCCGCGCGAAAUCGGCGUCGAUCGCAUUGACGAUCGGAUUGAUGAGCGCUCGAGUAUCUACGAGGUGAUUGACACGAAAGACAUGGUGCCUGAGAGCCAUCUGCGAAAACAGCAGUCCGAAUUGAAGGACUUGGCAGACGACGACUUAUUCAGGGACACCGUUCGCGCUCGGUACACGUCCACGCCUGUAGCUAAGAUGGCAGAAUCACCACGGUCGCUGGAUCAGUGCAUUGCGGAGCAGAACGAGCUGCUGCAGCAAGUGCUGUCUGCCAGUCGUGGAGUCAGUUCUGAGGCCCAAACACCCAGCACAGCGUCGUCCGUGGCCGGAAGUAUUGGUGAAGACGACGACGACGACAGUCACGAUGAUGGCGUUUUUGAGCUGUAA
This is a messenger RNA of Peronospora farinosa, 1719 nucleotides long. NCBI's taxonomy places the organism in Eukaryota, Oomycota, Peronosporomycetes, Peronosporales, Peronosporaceae. The record is from the annotation of a GenBank genome assembly.